UCCAAGCAAGCGAGCGACAACUGGAGAAGCGUGCAGCAAAACAACAUCAUGACCGCGAACACAUACGACGUGAUAGUGAUUGGCGGCGGCAUUUCAGGCCUGAGUGCAGCCAAGCUGUUGCUGGAGAGUGGUUUGAACCCUGUGCUUCUGGAGGCCAGAGACAGAGUGGGUGGAAGAACCUUUACUGUGCGGAAUAAGGAGACUACUUAUGUGGACCUGGGAGGGGCCUAUAUUGGUCCCACUCAGAACCGAAUUUUUCGAUUGGCCAAGCAGUAUGGAGUGAAAACCUACAAGGUCAAUGAAGAGGAGAACCUUGUCCACUAUGUGAAGGGAAAAUCCUAUCCAUUCAAGGGGCCUUUCCCACCCAUGUGGAACCCCCUGGCUAUACUUGACUACAACAACCUCUGGAGAACCAUGGACGAGAUGGGUAUGGAGAUCCCAAGAGAAGCUCCAUGGAGAGCCCCUCAUGCAGAGGAGUGGGACAAGAUGACCAUGCAAGAUCUAAUUGACAAGAUCUGCUGGACCAGUGCUGCCCGUCAAUUUGCCACACUGUUCGUCAACGUGAACGUGACCUCAGAGCCCCAUGAGGUGUCUGCUUUGUGGUUUCUGUGGUAUGUCAAACAGUGCGGAGGUACAAUGAGGAUCUUCUCCACCACCAAUGGAGGCCAGGAGCGCAAGUUUGUGGGUGGCUCAAACCAAAUCAGUGAUUUUAUGGCCAGGGACCUGGGAGACAGGGUGAAGCUGGAGAGGCCAGUUUAUAGCAUUGACCAAACAGGAGACCUAGUGGAGGUGAAGACACUCAAUGAAGAGACCUACCAGGCCAAAUACGUGAUUGUCGCCAUACCUCCCGGGCUCAACUUGAAAAUCCACUUUAAACCCGAGCUGCCCCCUUUGAGGAACCAACUCAUUCACAGAGUGCCCAUGGGCUCUGUCAUCAAAUGCAUGGUGUACUACAAGGAAAACUUCUGGAGAAAGAAGGGAUACUGUGGAACCAUGGUGAUUGAGGAGGAAGAAGCUCCCAUUGGCUUAACCCUGGAUGAUACCAAGCCUGAUGACACUAUUCCAGGCAUCAUGGGAUUCAUCCUUGCUCGUAAAUGCAGGAGACUAGCAGGACUGACGAAGGAAGAGAGGAAAAGGAGGAUCUGUGAGAUUUACUCUCGUGUUCUGGGUUCAGAGGAAGCCUUACAUCCUGUACACUACGAAGAGAAGAACUGGUGUGAGGAGGAAUAUUCCGGUGGCUGCUACACAGCCUACUUCCCUCCUGGCAUUAUGACACAGUUUGGCAAGGUGCUGCGGGAACCUGUUGGGAGGCUCUACUUUGCUGGCACUGAAACAGCCACAGAGUGGAGUGGCUACAUGGAGGGAGCCGUGCAGGCUGGAGAGAGGGCUGCUAGGGAGGUUAUGUGUGCAAUGGGCAAAAUCCAUGCCAGUGAGAUCUGGCAAUCAGAACCUGAGUCGGUGGACGUCCCAGCUUUGCCUUUUGUGACCACGUUUUGGGAAAGAAACUUACCCUCUGUGGGUGGAUUCCUCAAGUUCAUGGGUGUCACCUCCUUCCUGUCGAUUGGUGCUGCAGCCGGCCUAUUGGCAUAUAGGAAGGGACUCAUCCCACGGAGCUAAAGGUCUCCCCUUUUCUCUUCAUCAUCAUCAUUGGCCUUGAUCCAGACUGUUCGACUCUGUUCAACCAAUCACCUUAUCAAGGUUACAUAACUGACAGGGCAAAUGCCACAGUCAUUUAAAAGACGUUACCUUACAAACUAGCUUAAUUUUCUUAGUCAAAUGAUUAUGAAGCCAUUUAUGUGAACCGUCCCAAACACUGGCCACCUCUUAAGUCAUUUCAGCUGUCAUACACUGUGUGCAGAUAUGACUGACAAAUCUAAUCAAUUACCUCUGCUGAUUUUAGGUGCUGUUGUCAGGGACUCCUGACCUGAAAUACCCUUCUGUACUCUCUGUAUGACACUGAUAAAGCAACCGUUACUGAUAACAACACAAUACAUGACUGUUCAUGACUGUGGAUAAAACAGAAUACUACAAGAAAAAGUUUUAAGACAAGUUAACACAUUUCCCGUUACUAGAUCUGUAACAAAAUGUUAUAUCAGUGUGAUGCAGAUAUUAUAAGAAGUUAGCACUUGCGUAGGCUUACCUGCUUUCCUCUGGCUCCAGGUAGCCAGUUCAGUUUGAAAUGGGUUAGUCUGUCAUAAAGUUCUUAUCCAUCCAAUGAAGAAUGAAAAGGUAGUUGUUCCAAAAGUGUUGCAUCUAUUGAAAGCUGCUGAUCGUGGGGUUCUUAGAUCACUUAUGAUUGAAGAUUACAGAAGCAUUUGAAUGUAUUUUUCCAGUUAAGAUCUUAUCUUUUAUUAUGAUUUUAUUGCUACUUUGCUACUUUAGAUCAGAGUAUAUCUGAAAUAUGCAUUUGUUUUCUAUUUUUCUCUUUUUAACAUCCACCUUUCCCAGCUAAUGUUGACACAUGCAUUCAGUAAUAAAAAUCAUACCACUUAACAUUUCCUCCUCAAAUAGGUUGCCUGGUGAAAAUUACACCAGAUAUCAACCACCUCUCAUGUCAUGUGACACACGCAGGUUUUUCAUGAAUUCAAAUCAUAUCUUUUCUGUUCCAUUUCAUAAACAUUACAAAUAACCCAUUUGUCUUAAAGAGGUCUUAAGCUUAUUGAUAGCUCUCAGUCAAACACUACCAAACCAGAUUUAUUCACCCUUCAGUUGCAUGUGUAUAUGAGGGUGAGAAGAAUAGCACAGUUCAUAAAACAUUUCUGGUCUGCGCUUUAUAGUCACCUGUACUUUGUGGUAAUACACACUGAACAUUGUUAAGUUCUGUGUGAAAUGCACCAUAGAAUUUUACUACACCUUUGUGCGUUGUUUUAUAUAGUGGUCGGCUGACUGUAUGAAAAAAACACUUUCAUUUUAACUCCAAAUUUGACAUUAUUCAUUACACGACUGGAUUGUUGUACUUGUAUUUCAACAGAUAUUUACUUUAGUUAAUCAUUUUCACCCUCAGUUAAUGCACAUUUUAUUAGUAUUCAUGAACAUAUUAAUCAGAAGCAUACAAACCAGUAUUUUAAUUUCGACUCAUUCUACAUUUUGGUUGUCUCGGCCUAAAAUGCCAAUUUAUGGAUGCUAUCAGAAUAUAAGUAAAUUCAGUUAAAAGCUAGGUAAUGGGUGUUUAAAAAAAGACAAAAAAGCAAAGAGAUUAGUGAAUAAUACAUUAUGUGUGUAAACCCACUAUAAGUGGAAUGUGUUGUAGUUCCAAGAUGCAUUGUGAGUGUUUUUUUAAUGUGGUGCCUUAAUUGGAUAUUGGUGUCCUGCAUUUUGUCAAGUGCCUAUGUGAUUGUGUGUCUCUUCAAGCUGUCCAACCGUUUCACACUCAAAGAAUACACGCAUAAUGUUCAGGAGAAGUCAGUCUUAGAUGUUGGUAAAGACAGUUUUGCCCUAAUCCUCAUUCAGGCUAUACUAGACUCCAUUGUCUAAUUAAUACUCUGCCUUACACAUUGUCCUCUGUCAGUCACUUCUUGUUGCAGCAGAUUUGUCCCAGAGACAUAAUCCUCGGACCUUUUUUCUCAUUUGUAGUAUUCAUGUUAAGACCUAUAAUAAAUAAUGCUUUUGAACUUCCUUUAGGGAACAGUGUUGAAAGAGAUUGUGUUGUUAAUAGGGUAGUCAGUUCUCUUCCUUCAUUGCUUGUUUUCAAGAUGACAUGAUAACUAUCCUGAUUUCUUCUGGGAGUGCAUUUAUAAGGUACUAUUGACUGAAAGUCUCACAUAAAUCCAUUACUGAUCCACUGUGUUUGUUUGCCUCCUGCUGGUAGAACAUGUGUACUGCAGAUCAUGUUUCAAAAUAUUUCAAAAUUAUUUCAAAUUUGGACCCACCGCAAGCUGUACUUCAGCCAGUUAAAGUCAAUGUUUUCCCCUCUCCAAUCCUGAGGAGUCAUUCACAACACAUUUGUAUUCUUGCCCUCCACUGAAAUAUCUAACUCAAGUAAUCAAGGGCUUUAUAACCAGAAGACCACGUAAUUGUUUGCAUUUGUGCUUAACUAAAUUGAGAGGGUGCUGUCGAGUCCAUUUCCAGGGCUGCGCCUUUGUAAAUUAAACUCCAAACUGAAAAAGGCUGACCUCUCCUGAACCAGAAAGUGAGCCAAAAAAAACAGAAAGAAAAAACAAAGAAAAUAAAACACUGUCGACAGGGAAUUAGAAAUCAAUCUUUUCUGAGAUUCUCAGCACAACGCAGACACGCUCAACAACAUUACGCACAUUUAGGUAUGUGGUUGAUUGUGAGCUCAGUAACACUUGACUCUAUAAAUGCCAUUCUGCCGUGUUGUGAUUGAUGUUAACUUGCCUCAUUGUGUACUUCUUGAUUUUUAAGAGAAAUGCCGCAGUUAUGCGUUCUUAACACAUCUGUCAGAAUUAGCUUCCUCUUUUGCACUAGUCACCUACGCUGCAGCUGUGCAGCAAUAUUGUCCCUUCUGUCAGUCUCUGUGUGUGAAAUGUUGAGCCCUUGUGUCCUGGGAUUGCAUUUGUUGACCUCUUUGUAUGAAUUUGACAACAAAGCUGGUAAUAAAAAUGUGAAAUCUUC
Molecule: messenger RNA, 4572 nt
Organism: Chanos chanos (milkfish)
Lineage: Eukaryota; Metazoa; Chordata; Actinopteri; Gonorynchiformes; Chanidae
Gene: maoa
Product: monoamine oxidase
Exons: 15
Coding region: 49-1617 (522 amino acids)
Cellular component (GO): mitochondrion
Molecular function (GO): primary methylamine oxidase activity; flavin adenine dinucleotide binding
Source: RefSeq, a predicted model, not a curated record